GCGUCGAAUGCAACGGUCGCCUCGACUCUCUCUCCGAUCAUGGGGUGCGCUAGCAGUUCACCGAUCAUGGACAGCGGCAAGGCGCUGGCGGAGGGCGCCAAGGACUCCCUGGGGGAGACCAUCGGCAAAGGCGAGAAGGCUCUGAUGGAUGUCGGCGAAACAGCGAAAGAAACCCUCUCAUCGGGCAUGGACGCAGUGAAGGAAACCAUGCACUCAGCGGUAGAAACUGCCGAAGAAGGCGUCGACUCCGUGAUGGGCAAACUCAGCGAAACAUUCAAUUUCGCCUCGACCAAAGAGGAGCUGGACGCCAAGAAGGACGAGCUGCUGACCAACGCCUCCGACGCCGCCGCCGAGGCGGUCUCGGAGGCGGAGACCGUCUUGGCGUCGGAGACGGAAUCGGCGAAGGAGGCGUUCGCCUCCAAGGCGUCGCCGAUCUUCGAGACCGUCCAGUCGGCUGGCGAGGACCUCGUCGACGCCGCCAUGGAGGUCAAGGACAGCGGGAUCGAGUUGAUAGACGAUUUGGAGGAGCACGCGGAGGAACACGUGGACGAUAUGCUCGGUGAUAGUGUCGCUAAAGAGGAGAAGAAAACCGAAGAAACGAUGGAGGCGACAGCCGAUGGCCGGGAGGAAUUGGUGAAGGAGGAGUAAGUGGUCUGACGCGGACGCUUACUGGUUGGGAGGCAGCGGCGGACGCGAUUUUAUUUCAAAGGACAAUAAAAUCUCUGGAAUAUUCGAAGGACCACCAGCGGGAAAAGUUCGUCCAUCGUUCGGAAAUUUUCGGUGGGGACAUCAGUCACGAUUGCAACGGCGACAUCGCGAAGCGGGAAGUAAUAACGGAUUAGAUAGAUUUUUAAUACAAAUUUUUACCGACAGAUUAAUAUCAAUUCACACGUAUAAAAUGAUAACCAAUAUACCUGUACGUACAGAAAAAUUGUUAUAUUUUUGUAAUUAAUUAAGAUUUGCUAAAUUCGCUGUUAGACGUAUUAAUUGUGUAAAAUAUUUAUCGUCUUUUGAGGUGUUGAAAAAUUGUAAAUGAAUUAUUCAAUGAUUAGAAGUUGUCGUGCAUUUUUUAUUAUCGUUUUUUU
Molecule: messenger RNA, 1085 nt
Organism: Phyllotreta striolata
Lineage: Eukaryota; Metazoa; Arthropoda; Insecta; Coleoptera; Chrysomelidae
Source: the annotation of a GenBank genome assembly